CUCAGGGAAAACAACAAUUUCUUACUCUAUUCCUUAGCUAAUUGAUGUUAUGGAGAAUCAACAACAAUAUCAUCUAGAACCUAUCCAGGAAGAGGAGGAGGAGGAUGAGGAGGAAGAGAAAAAAGAGCAGGUGGUGGAUGAUCAGGAGGAAGAGCCUCCACUAAAGGUAUGGAGGCCAAGCCGGCAGUCUCGUUCUCUGGACCAGAGUAGUGCUGCACAGGUGGAGAUCUACAAUCUCUCUCUACCAUAUCCAAAUAUCACCCAGACCACUAGUGACCUUGGGGAGAUUACCCCACCAGGGUUCACACUCCCUAGUGAACGCAGAGCAAAGGCUGAUGGGGAAGUGGAUGGCGUUCAUUCGGAAGUAGAGCGCCAGCUAACCAUCAACAGAACAGUGAAACAAACAUCUCAUACAAGGAGGAGACUCUCCUGGUCAUCGUCAGAUGAUGAGCUACCAACACCACAACGACCACAGAAGAGGAGAUGGAAGGACGAGCUACCACCACCACAGAAGAAGAGGGGGCCUAGGGGACGGAGAAAGGUGCCAACUGCAGAGAAGCUGGAUGAAUGCCCGGCCAUCUCCCCAGACUGUAAGCAGGUUCUAAGGGAGCCAGGCUGUGGCUGCUGCAUGGCAUGUGCCCUGGAGAAGGGGGCCUCCUGUGGGGUAUACACAGCCCACUGUGCUCAGGGGUUAAAAUGCAGCCCAAGAGCUGGGGAUCCUAGACCCCUCCACUCCCUAACCAGAGGACAGGCCAUCUGCACUGAGGACCAGGGACAAGAGAAAGUAGAAGGGGUGCCAGACCACAGCUCCCUAGCCUACUUCCUGGGACUCAACACCCCCUUUGACACCAAAAAUGAGGGGGCUCAGGAGAGCAUCAAGGCCAAGGUCAACACCAUCCGCAAGAAACUGGUGGAACAGGGUCCCUGCCACAUUGAGCUGCAUGCAGCUCUGGACAAGAUAACCAGCUCUCAGCAGGAACUAGGAGAGAAGUUCACCAACUUCUACCUUCCCAACUGUGACAAACAUGGCUUCUACAAGGCCAAGCAGUGUGAGUCGUCUCUGGUGGGACCCCAUGCCAGGUGUUGGUGUGUGUCCUCCUGGAAUGGGAAGAAGAUUCUGGGGUCCAAUUAUCUACCCGGCUUGGAGUGCCAGCUGGAGCUCUAAAUCAUGGACACUCUGACCCACAUUCACGGGCACAUGCAUGCACACGUAUUGACACACAUAGUCUUGUACUCUACUUAAACACACAUAUAGGUGCCUUCAAACCUACACACAUCCACAUCAUAUAUACUGACUUUUUAUUACAAACACGUAUAAAUACACACUCAUUCAAAUCAGCACAUUUUUUUCUUAUGUAAUUACUCUUAAUUUAUUUACGUGAUGUAUAACACCUUAUUUAUUCAACGCGGAUGUGCUUACAAGUAUGGACCAUUUGUCAUUUUUAGAUUGUUUAUGUUUCCUAUUUUCUGAUUGUAAAUAGGGCAACAGUGUAUGCAUUUGUGUUUCUGACUAAAUAACUCCAUCUCUGAAGACCACAGGUCUCCAGCUCUGCCAAACCCAGUUCAGGGUCUUCAGAAUCUGUUUUUGAUUCAUUCAACCAGGUGGACCCGUGCACAGUAAAUAAAACGACACAGCCAUUCAUUCAUUCAACAUGUUGACAGUUUCGGGAAGGUAUUCUCAUUGACAUUUCCUCAAUGGGUAUUGGAGAAAUGCUUAAAGUUCCACAAGUAUGCAUCUGGUGGCCAGGCACAAACAUAUCACUGCUCAUCCAAGCCCCUGUUUGGUUUUGGGGGAGUUUUUCUGUCUUCAUCUACCUCUCCUGGUCUAUGCAGGUCUUCUGGUUUAGCAGAUGUUUUUUGGGACAGUUUUUUUUUCUCCCAACUCUCUGCACGUACACCACCCUCAUGUGAGGUCAUUGUUUCAUUUGUCUGAAAGGAAGUUCUCUUUUGUUUGAUGAAAUGUCUGUAUUUAUUAUAUGUCAAACUAUUCCUGACAGCAAGUCAGAAAUAUGUGAUGAGAUAUGCUGCUAUUACAUUUUUGUAUGAUUUGUAACAAACCAAUGUUAGUUACUCUGUAAUUUGUGCUUUCAUUAAACACGUUAACCUCAA
Molecule: messenger RNA, 2109 nt
Organism: Oncorhynchus gorbuscha (pink salmon)
Lineage: Eukaryota; Metazoa; Chordata; Actinopteri; Salmoniformes; Salmonidae
Product: insulin-like growth factor-binding protein 1
Exons: 7
Coding region: 50-1165 (371 amino acids)
Biological process (GO): regulation of insulin-like growth factor receptor signaling pathway
Cellular component (GO): extracellular region
Molecular function (GO): insulin-like growth factor I binding; insulin-like growth factor II binding
Source: RefSeq, a predicted model, not a curated record